UACGCACUUGAUGAGGCAAUAAAAAAUGAGCAUACAAAUUCUCCAUUGCGAUUAUUCCGACCCUUGAUAGUCACGUAUAUCAAGUCCCGCAACUGCUCGUGGGAAAUCGUUAGGCGAUUGAAUUAUUAGAUUUGGUCAUAGCAGUUGUGUCAGUGUGCUUGAAAUUUACGAAUAUUUGGUUUUCAAUGUUUUAAUUAAGUUACUAGUGUGGAACUUUCGAAUUAUAUAUUUAUUUCAUAAUCCAAUUUUUAAGAAGCUCUGCUACUAAGGAACAGAAAUACGAAGCUUCCGCAAAAAUAUUAAUAAAACGUCUGUAUUCUCUACUAGUUAUCGAAGAAGGGAAUGACAAUUGAUAGUGGAAAAAUAAUGGAAAGUUAAACCACGGCCGAACAAUUUCGCGUAAAAUUUCAAUCUCAAUAGGUACCUCUUUUUACACUCUCGCUCGCCUAGUUUUAAUCGUGAAUUUUCAUUACAUUAGGUGGAUUAAUAUUUUCUAGCUGCAUGGCCUUUUGAGACAAUUGGUCAUCAGGAGGUAAGCCAAUAAUAGAACAAUUAUUGUCACGACCAAUUAAACUUCAAAACAUUUCGUCUCAAUCGUAAUGUCUUAAAACAUGACCUUGCUUAUUGUAUUUUUCAGAAGAAAGAUAAGCAAUACAGUGGGAUAGAUUGUUCUUUGAUUUUUCUUACUCAUUACAUCCUCAUUUAUUAAAAUUUUCCUUUCUUAAUACUGAUCUUUCGGAUAGUAGAAGUAUGCGUGGAAAUUUUAAAAUGAAAUGCAGUCCAGAAAUUUUAGCCAUCUAAUGCCCUCCUGCGCUGUGAUUCUCUCUCUUCUAUUCGUGUCUCGAAGACGGUAUCAAACUUGAACUGUUUUUACAUAAUAAUCUCACGCGUUGUCACGACCCUGGCUCAGUUGGAGCUUCUGUUUGUUGCAGACAAUUCCUCUUCUGCGUGACUGGCCUAUAGGGUCAUUACCCGCAUCCUCACCCCUGUUUCCCAACUAUCACAAGAAUGCUACUAGAAUUUCACCAAGUGGACGCCUUUGCAGACGGGCCCUUCACCGGCAACCCUGCCGCCGUGUAUCGACUAGAGAUCUGGCCGUCCGACGACCUCCUCCAGAAGAUCGCCCAGGAGUACAACCCAGCAGUAACCGUCUUCGUGGCGCGGGAAGGGACCGCCUGGCGGAUCCGCUGGUUUGUGCCUCGUGAAGAGGUGAAGAUCUGCGGUCAUGGGACCCUCGCUGCCGCCCACGUGCUCUUCACUGUCUACGGGAUCGAAGGCGAUCAGUUGGAGUUCGUCAGCCACUCCGGACCGUUGCGAGUGAGUCGCGGGGCGGAUCGCCUCACUCUGGACUUCCCGGCGCUGGUCCCCAAAGCGGUCGUCGUGCCAGACCUGGAGCGGAUCUUAGGGGCACCGCCACUAGAGGUGCUAGAGGAUGGAGACUGCAAGCUCCUAGUGCAGCUGGUUUCGGAAAGGUCGGUGAGGGAGGUCGCACCAGACCUUCACGCCGUGGCCGGCCUCCCUUACCAAGGGGUGAUAGUUACCGCUGCCGGAGAAGAGGUCGACUUCGUAUCGCGCUAUUUCGCGCCCGCUGUCGGUCUCAACGAGGAUGCCGUGUGCGGCUCUGCCCACUGCAGCCUCAUUCCGUUCUGGGCCCAGCGCUUACGGAAAGAGGAGCUCAUUGCCCACCAGCUAUCACCCCGCGGAGGUCGACUUAGGUGUCGGUUCGUGAGUGACCGGGUCCACAUCUCCGGCAAGGCUGUCACUGUGCUCACGGGGCGCUUUUUGAUUUAAUCGAUUGUUGAGCGAUUUUAACCUUUCUUUCUCCCCAAGUAAGUAGCAUUUUUAAACGGAAAAUUCCUGUAUUUCAAACUUAAUUGCGAUAUUUUUCACGAUUUGGGCGAUGCACUCGCUAGGAUCAUCUCUACCUUGCCGCAAUUUUAUCUCUGUGAAAGCGCGUUUGACAGAAUCAAUACUUUAUCUCAAUUCAUCGAGAUUUUCGUUCGGUAAUACAGCGAUAAAUCGCCGUUUAUUGCAAAGUGUAUGCGAUGAAAUCGGAGUUUUUUAUCGGAUAGUAUUGCAAUAAAUUGACGUCGAUAAAAUUGCGAUGAAUUCAUCGUUCGAAUCGCAACUUAUCGCGAUUAUUGCUACUUUUGUUAUGGCUGCUACACUGAGAAAAAUCACUAAUUGAAUCAAAGAUAAUCUCGUCUAAUACCAGAGGCCGCCCGGUCGGUGCAUGCCUCACGUAUCGGAUUUUUUCAAUUUUUGGUGAUGGACCAUAUUUUGUAGGAGUGAACUUAUUGAGACGCGAUGUGACGUAGAAUAUAUAAAGCCAGUCUCUCAUUAUUCCCAUUCAACGGCUGAAAAAAUAAAUAUCGGGAUCCACCAAGAUCAAUAUGCCGGACCUUCAAAAAAUUAUUCUUUAUUGUAAAAGGACCGGGCGCGUUUUCAUUUUUUUAGCCACUUUGAAAUUUUUUCGAAGCGAUUCUAUCGGGAAAUAUUCAAUGCAAAGUCCUUGUGAUUUGAAUAGAACAUUUUACUAGUGUUAACUAACAUUAUGAUGCGCCGGUGGAUAGGUUUAGAGAACGGGGACCUCUGAACACCCACACGGGGGUGGCUCUCCGCCUCCCCCGAGAAAUUUCAAGAAAAUUGAUAGCACAUGUUUAAGUGCGCUUAUCAUCCAUUUAAACCGAGCAUGUUGGUGCGUUUACGUAGUAUACCGUCUUUGUGAUUUGUUGCCAACUUCGAUGUUUAUCCUCCUGCUUAACUUGUUAUAAAAAAAAAAAAAAAAAAAAAAAAAUGAA
Messenger RNA from Bemisia tabaci, 2801 nucleotides. RefSeq lists its product as uncharacterized. Gene Ontology annotation, biological process: biosynthetic process. Gene Ontology annotation, cellular component: cytoplasm. Lineage: Eukaryota; Metazoa; Arthropoda; Insecta; Hemiptera; Aleyrodidae. The record is from RefSeq and is a predicted model, not a curated record. Gene Ontology annotation, molecular function: isomerase activity.